Necator americanus (New World hookworm) is the source of this 1278-nucleotide messenger RNA. RefSeq lists its product as uncharacterized. Gene Ontology annotation, biological process: cell death; proteolysis. The record is from RefSeq and is a predicted model, not a curated record. Gene Ontology annotation, cellular component: lysosome. The transcript is spliced from 9 exons. NCBI's taxonomy places the organism in Eukaryota, Metazoa, Nematoda, Chromadorea, Rhabditida, Ancylostomatidae. The coding region runs from base 1 to 1278 and encodes 425 amino acids. Gene Ontology annotation, molecular function: aspartic-type endopeptidase activity.
AUGCGUUCGAUACUCGUGUUGGUGGCUCUGAUCGGAUGCAUUGCUGCGGGUGUAUAUAAAAUCCCAUUGAAAAGAAUCACUCCGCCGAUGAUAAAAAUGUUGAGAGCCGGUACUUGGGAAACGUACGUGGAAGGAAUGAGGAAGAGACAACUACAGUUACUGAAGGAACGCAAGGUUCAUAUCCAAGAUGUACUCGGCUAUGCUAACAUGGAGUACCUCGGCGAGAUUACUAUCGGAACUCCUCAACAGAAGUUUCUGGUGGUUUUGGACACUGGCUCCUCGAAUCUGUGGGUCCCUGAUGAUUCAUGCUACAAGGAGAAGAGACCUGAUAGAUGUCUAGUAUCAAACUGUGAUGCUGGACUGGUUUGUCAAGUCUUCUGUCCAGAUCCUAAAUGCUGUGAACAUACGAGAGAAUUCAAGCAAGUAAACGCAUGCAAAGAUAAACAUCGAUUUGAUCAAAAGAAUUCCAACACUUAUGUUAAAACAAACAAAACAUGGGCAAUAGCGUAUGGAACUGGAGAUGCGAGGGGAUUUUUUGGAAGAGAUACAGUCCGUUUGGGUGCUGAAGGAAAGGAUCAGCUCGUUAUUAAUGAUACGUGGUUCGGACAAGCAGAGCAUAUAGCUGAAUUUUUCAGUAAUACUUUCCUUGAUGGCAUUCUCGGACUCGCUUUUCAAGAACUGUCAGAAGGAGGCGUCGCUCCUCCAAUAAUUCGUGCCAUUGACCUUGGACUUCUCGAUCAACCAAUAUUUACUGUCUAUUUCGAAAAUGUCGGAGACAAAGAAGGUGUUUAUGGAGGUGCUUUCACCUGGGGUGGUCUCGAUCCCGAUCAUUGCGAAGAUGAGGUCACAUAUGAACAGCUAACCGAAGCAACUUACUGGCAGUUUAGACUUAAAGGAGUGUCGUCUAAGAACUUCUCGUCGACGGCUGGUUGGGAAGCAAUAUCCGACACUGGUACCUCCUUAAAUGGAGCCCCUAAGGGGAUACUAAGAAGUAUUGCAAGACAGUAUAAUGGACAGUACGUCGCAUCUCAAGGUCUCUACGUCGUCGACUGCAGUAAAAAUGUGACCGUUGACGUGACCAUUGGCGACAGAAACUACACUAUGACUGCGAAAAAUCUCGUACUUGAAAUACAGGCUGAUAUAUGUAUUAUGGCAUUUUUCGAAAUGGACAUGUUCAUUGGACCAGCAUGGAUUCUUGGCGACCCAUUUAUUCGAGAAUAUUGCAAUAUUCAUGACAUUGAAAAGAAGCGGAUUGGUUUUGCAGCUGUAAAACAUUGA